AUUAUCUAUGACUUUCUUUCAACAUUUUAUGACAUAUAUCUGUAUUCUCAUCAGUAAUAUUUAUAUCUGUCUAUUUUCUCAGUUUUGGAUUGACAAAGAACACAUGGUUCAAGAUGUUAAGAUUUUAGAUGCUAUGGCAAACGCUGUAGAAAAUGCUGCUAUCGUAUUAAUACUUUUUUCGAAAUCAUACCAAGAUAGUAAAAAUACUAGAGACGAAGCUGAACGCACUCGACAACUAAAUAAACCAGCUAUUUUUCUUCGUGUUGAGCCGAAGUUUGUUGCAAGUGGUUGGCUGGGUUUCAUAAUGGGCGCGACUCGUUAUAUUGACUUUUCCGGGAAAUAUCCGUUUGAGGAAAAAUUUGAAGAAUUAUGCACUACAAUUGUGAGUUUGAAAGAUUUGAAAUGGUAUAACUGCAUUUUUAGUGUCUCUUGUGUUUUAUCUCCACUUCUGUCUAAUCUGGUGAUUUUCCAAACAAUACUAAGAGUGGGGUUAGGAACUAUCAUGUUACCUAUGACCCACCCGCUAAGGCAAGGGAAGCCACUUGAUGAUCAUUUAUCUCAAAAUUUUAAGUCGAAAAUCUUUCCACUCAGUACCGUAUUCCUGAACACUUCCAGCCUGUUCAUUAAGUAUUACCUGUAAAUCAAGACAUUGUUUAGCCGAUGAAAUAUUCGUGUCGAUAAGAGAUUUAGAACAUUCAGUGCCAACUAUUAGAGCUAAUCAAAUGACAUCUGUGAUUCUCAUGAACUGUAUGUUGGUUUACCGUGCACGUCUUCAAAAACAGAUUUCACUGGUCAAAACUCCUGAAUCUCAUGAAAUAGACGUAUGAAUUGUUUGUGGAGAAAAACAUAAACGUCAUCUUGUAGUUAUUUACUCGACCUCAUUCGCUCAAUGUGAUCAACCUGGACUACUCACUUUUGUGGUAUAUUGUGUUCAUUGACCUCUUAUCAUGUAUGAACUUAGUAUAAUCUCUGGUGAAGUAAAGCACGCUUUUCAAUUCGAUUUUAUUCACUAGUCACUUAUGAACUGACUGGCUAGGUUACACAGCAAAAUUAGACAGGCGAAAUGUGCGUUGUUGAAAGUGUUUAGGCUCUGACCAUUUCUCGCCGAUUGAACAUUGGAUAAUAGCUAUCUGAGCUCCUACAUAU
Molecule: messenger RNA, 1146 nt
Organism: Schistosoma rodhaini
Lineage: Eukaryota; Metazoa; Platyhelminthes; Trematoda; Strigeidida; Schistosomatidae
Source: the annotation of a GenBank genome assembly